Aspergillus fumigatus Af293 is the source of this 864-nucleotide messenger RNA. Lineage: Eukaryota; Fungi; Ascomycota; Eurotiomycetes; Eurotiales; Aspergillaceae. The record is from RefSeq and is a predicted model, not a curated record.
AUGACAAAACCACUUACUGAAAUAAAACCCUCGUCCCCCAGCAUCACGCGCUCGACUACUACUAAAGCAACGUUCACUAAUCUCACCCCCGCAGACUCCAUAUUCCGCUCCACAGUGGAAAACACCUCCAUCACCAGGAGUCCCACAUCCGGAGCCCCAAGCAGCGCCAGCAUCAGCGUCAAACGCAGCAAACUCCAGUCCUGCACCCUAACCAACUCCUCCACCCGCCGCUGCACUCUCACCAACACAACCCUCCUCAACGUCCCCGCAGCCCGCUCGCUCGAUGCAACUGACUCGUCGCUCUCGAAUAUCCGCCGCCUGCGACGGAGCGAGAUCCGCGCCAGCGCGGUAAGCGAUAGUGCCGUCCGGCGGAGCACGGUUGUGGACUCCACCGUGAAGCAGUCCCUCCUCUGGCGGAGUAAGCUGAACCACGUGGACAUGUUCAAGAGCAGGGUGAAGAGGGCGGUGCUGACGGACUGCGAGGUGAGUGAGUGUGUGGUGAUCGGGACGGAGUUCAAGGGGAUGCGGUUAAGGUUUGGGGUUUGGAAGCAUGGGAGGUUGGUGGGGAGGGUUGGGGAGGGGGAGGUUGUUUUUGAGGAGAUGGAUGUAAGUCCCCUUUAUCUUUGGUCUGUGGGAGGAGAGGGGGGAGGGAGGGGGGGGGGGGGGGGGUUUGGGUGUUGGGUAUAUGCUUAUGCUGAUAUGCGGAAGCAGGGCAAGAAGGACAAGGCUGUUGCGGCUGCCGCCGAUGCAAAGGUGGAGAAGCUUGACUACAAGGUUCUACAGGAUGAGAGCGAGUCGGAGGAGGAGGAUGAGUCCACUGCAAGUGAUGAGGAGGCGGAGCGGCCGCCGCCCUAUGCGCCUUGA